GCCCAGAUCGACUCGUAGAGACUAAUCGUGGCUUUCCAGACGAUGUUGAUCGCGAGAUACAUCUGGCGAUGUGAUGUAACGGAAGUGGUCAUGUCGAAUGAAGAAAAGAUCCUGUCUGGCGUCGUAAGUUGUCAGAAUGCCAACAUUUGUCAAGCUUUGAAUGAUAAGCAGUUUAUGCAGUAGCGCAUAGACUUUGAGUGUGCGGCUGAUAGUAUGGUCACGGUGGAGGAGGGGAGUCGUGGCGCAUGUUUUCGCUGCGUACCUAUCUCGUAUGUGUACUCAAUCUGCUUUAGAAUAGUCACGUAAUGUUCCGUGUCGAUUCUUUUCUGUGUUAAAUGGCGUAGUUCAAUCACCGCACGACUAGAUCAAGGCCGACCAGGGUCUUUGGGCACGACGAUAGCUCUCUCCAGGUGUCAGCUUAUCCACAUCCCCCGUGGAAGCUCUUUAUACUUGUGCUUCGUUACAAGUAUAAAGGAGCAGGGAUUCGGGAUCACGACAUUGUUUUGCCAUUGGGGAUAGGGGCAGACGAUGCUCAACCUUGACUAACAGCAGUUUACCGGCUUGUUGAUCUCGAUUCCAUCUUCAAGUUUGCUGGCAUUCGAGGCCACAAGUCCAGAGCACUUUCAAGCUUUUACACACAAUUAGAGAGAUGGAGCGCCUCGUAGUUGUACUGAUGGCGGCGGCGGUUUUGCUGUCGUCUACUGUUGUAAAGGCAGCUUUACCACCUGACAACGUUUCAGUUCAAUGGAAUCUUCUCCUUAACGGGCUCAUUUGCAACGUCACUGGUUAUCACGAUCCCAUUAUUAUUCAAACUGGUAUGAAUCUAGCGCAGUGGCAUGGGUUGUUGGCCUUGAAACAGACGGGGGGCUGCACUAAGCCAGAGGCCGUGAUCGCAUACGCCAGUAGAGAAAUCCUUGCAAAUUACUUUCCUCAGCAACAGGAUCGCGUACUUGACCCAUUCCUUGCAGCCAAACUUGUGGCUUUGAAACUAUCUAAAUCAGAAAAGAAGCUGGCGAAGAGGUUGGGCGAAGCUGUGGCGCGUCGCCUCCUAAGUAAACGCGAAAUUGCUUACGAGUUCGCUCUCGACGAACUCAGGGACGCAAUCAAUGCUCGUCAGGCAAACCCGACGCCCGGACUAAUUCGAUUCCUGCCAAACGACCCAGUCUUCGGUCCAGAUGCAUUCUUUGUUACACACAACAUAGCCUUACAGCAGCCCUACGUAAUACCAGACCCCGUCAAAUACGUCGAGGAACAUCUGGGCGACCUUAAGCCGAUGAAGGUCCCAUCCGACGAGUGGGACGUUCAAUACGAUUUUCUCAAAGACAUAGGUCGGAUCGAUUGGCCGGGACGCACGUACGACAUGAACUACACCGCCAGCCUUUACUUGUGCGGGCGCGCGAACACAACCUACUGUUUAAUCAUCGGAAGUUUCUGGACGGUCGCCACCAUCAACAUCUUACCAGCUAACACAACCCUCUACGAUAUCGUUGAGACAUUCGCAAAGGUCAGCGUGGCUCUUCACGACGCACUAAUCGUGGUGGCGCAACAGAAGGAUGGGUACUGGUUCUGGCGACCCCAGAUGGCGUACGAAGCUGGAGAUGCUCGUCACCAACCGUGGCCGACUUGGACACCCUACGGUAGAGUGAUCUUCACUGGUGAGUACCCAAGUGGGACCACCAUGAGCUACGGCGCUGCAGCAACUGUCUUGCAGAGCUACUUCGGAAAAAAGAAAGUCCCAUUCACGGUUGACGGAGGCGGCGUUUUCGAGGGCACUUCGUGCUACUUAGCCGGUACUAAAGUGAAGUCAAGACGGUUUGAAUCUCCAUGGGCAGCCGUGGAAGAGGCGAAACUGGGCAGAAUGUACGUCGGAUCCCAUUACAAAUUCUCUGUUGACGAUGGUGCCGAAGCAGGACGAAGAGUCGCGGAGUAUGUUCUGAAGCAUUGGGGAGAUCGUCCGGCGUCUGGUGUGCUUCCGGACAGUGAGUAUUUGAAUGUGUAUGCUGAACUUCCGAAGAAGUCAGGCGACUGGAACCCUCUCCAGUAUAGGUACUGAUCGUCAAGUAGAUUCAUAAUCGUCACGGGAGUAUGCCCUGGCUGAAUUCCAUCUGCAGGAAAUCGCUACUAGAUCGAUUUGUGCUGCUCUCUUUUUCUCAUAACAUACUAAAGUGACCAGUCAUUGUAGAUAAGUAACACGCCGAGGACGGUUUGAAAGCUUUCAGAGUUUUGUUUAUGAUCCACAGAGGUUGCAAAUCCUCUACUGACAGCCUUGUGUGGAAUCGACAGCCAAUACCCUUUUUCUUUUCUUUUCUUUUGUUUUUCAAUUUUAAUUUUCGCUAGAUAGCACCUUAGCUUGCUUCACAUAUCUUCGGAUGCUUUGUGUCUAAACGUCACUUCUAGAAGUUUCUUCUCGGAUUCAAUGUGAAAAUAAGCUAUAGCACUAUGUAAUGACUACAUACAAAAAUGAAUGCUUCAACAUUGUGAAAUA
Physcomitrium patens is the source of this 2485-nucleotide messenger RNA. RefSeq lists its product as uncharacterized. The record is from RefSeq and is a predicted model, not a curated record. NCBI's taxonomy places the organism in Eukaryota, Viridiplantae, Streptophyta, Bryopsida, Funariales, Funariaceae.